GCUCAGGAUUGGGGCAUGUCGAGGAACGGAGGCCAUGGACCGGGGCGGGGUUUGGUUAACGAAAAGGGAGCAGCUAUAAAGAAGGCGGGGCUUGCCUUCGAAGAGGCGUGGCUCUGGGAGGGGCGUGGCUUUGGGAGGACGGUGACUCGGCAUGGGACAAGUAACCUGUGCGCUGUAAAAAAGGUGGAUGUGUUCCGACAAAAUCUCUUCCAGGAGGCUGAGGAAUUCCUCUCAGUCUUCCUACCACAGAAAAUCAUACAACUAAAUCAGCUUUUGAAGGAGGACUCCUUCAACGUGGUUGACCUAACCUCCCUUCGAGCACCAUUGGACAUCCCUAUUCCAGACCCUCCACCCAAAGAUGAUGAGAUGGAGACAGACAAACAAGAGAAGAAAGAAGUCCCCAAGUGUGGUUUCCUCCCUGGGAAUGAGAAAGUCCUGGCACUACUUGAUCAAGUAAAGCCAGAGGUUCGGACCCUCAAAGAGAAGUGUAUUCUGGUGAUCACCUGGAUCCAACACUUGAUCCCCAAGAUUGAAGAUGGCAAUGAUUUUGGGGUGGCCAUCCAGGAAAAGGUUCUAGAACGAGUGGCAGCGGUGAAAACCAAAGUGGAAAGCUUUCAGACAACCAUUGCCAAGUACUUCUCUGAACGUGGAGAUGCUGUGGCCAAGGCCUCCAAGGAAACUCAUGUGAUGGAUUAUCGGGCUUUGGUACAUGAACGAGAUGAAGCAGUCUAUGGGGAACUUCGGGCCAUAGUAAUGGAUCUCCGUUCUUUCUAUGCCGAGCUCUAUCACAUCAUCAACAGCAAUCUAGAGAAGAUCACCAACCCAAAGGGUGAAGAGAAGCCAUCUAUGUACUGAGCCUCAGGGCCAUAAAGGAAAUAAACAAUCUUAACUCCUCUAA
Messenger RNA from Dromiciops gliroides (monito del monte), 898 nucleotides. RefSeq names its product proteasome activator subunit 2 (gene PSME2). The coding region runs from base 16 to 855 and encodes 279 amino acids. Gene Ontology annotation, biological process: positive regulation of endopeptidase activity; regulation of proteasomal protein catabolic process; regulation of G1/S transition of mitotic cell cycle. The record is from RefSeq and is a predicted model, not a curated record. Gene Ontology annotation, molecular function: endopeptidase activator activity. The transcript has 11 exons. NCBI's taxonomy places the organism in Eukaryota, Metazoa, Chordata, Mammalia, Microbiotheria, Microbiotheriidae. Gene Ontology annotation, cellular component: proteasome activator complex; cytoplasm; nucleoplasm.